This is a messenger RNA of Suillus subalutaceus, 452 nucleotides long. RefSeq lists its product as uncharacterized. The record is from RefSeq and is a predicted model, not a curated record. Lineage: Eukaryota; Fungi; Basidiomycota; Agaricomycetes; Boletales; Suillaceae. The transcript has 4 exons. The coding region runs from base 1 to 402 and encodes 133 amino acids.
AUGACUGCUUCAGUUAAGGUGUUGGUAUUUCUGGUUGUCGUCUUUCUGGCCAUCAGAAUCGCCAACGCAGUGAUGGCCGCAAUAUCCAUAAUGCAUAUUUCAGUGGAGGAAUUCAUCCUCUCCGGCACCUAUGUAUGCAACAUCGACUACCCGGGAGAUACAGUACUUCUGUAUACCAUCACUUGGAUACUCGCCCUUGCAUGGGAGGUCCUUCUGCUGUGUCUCGCAGUCCGGAUUACUGUAAAGCACUCGCGUGAACUGCGACAACACUCACCAAGAGGGAUUAUUGGGGACUGUUUCGCUGCGCUAAUGAAAACUCACGCGGGUUAUUUUGCGAGUUUUCUUGCAGUUUCUUGUUUCUACGUCGGUUUUUCUUCUCCGACGCUCUCAGCGGUAUGCUGAUUUGUCGUCGACCUCUGCAUGCAGCCAUAAUUCAUCAUUUCCCUUAGAAC